UGCUACAUGAACUCCACCCUGCAAGGCCUCCUGACGCUGAGACCUUUUGUUCACGACAUCAUCAAGCAGAAGAAGGUGUGGAUGUCUCACCCCGGAUCUAAAGUCCUCAGGAUGCCCAUGAGUUCCUCAGCUCCUUGUUGAAUCAGAUGAAGUCUCUGAACUUUGACCUGCAGGAAUCAGCAGUUAACAUGGGCUUCAAAUACACCUGCCCUGUUGAUGCUCACAUCACCUUCCAGAUGUUGAGCACCAGGACCUGCAAAGGAUGCGGUAAACAAUCCAUGAGGGAGGAGGACUACAUCAACCCGUCCCUAGACCUGGUGCAUGGCGGCUCAGUAAACCAGUGUCUAAAGGACUACCUUAAAUUGGACCAGUUGGAGUAUCGGUGUGAGUGUGGUGCAGAGCAGUCAACGCAGCGGCCAUCCUUCUUGACCCUGCCAAAUGUACUGAUCCUGCAGCUGAAGAGAUUCAGCUUCACCAAAACCUACGACCUGGUGAAGGUGCAGAGCCCUGUUGUUUUAUCAAGAGAGCUGCUGGUGAAUCCAGAAUCUAGCGUUGCCGAACAGACAACAACUCGCUACUCUCUGGUGAGCAUCGUCAGCCAUUUAGGAUCCACAGCCAACUCUGGACAUUAUAUUUGUGACGGAGCCUACAGACCGGGAGAUAAUAAAGACCGAUGGCUAACUUACAACGACAAACACGUCAGUGAGACGACCGGCGCGUCUGUCUGCCACAAUCGCCAACAAACAGCCUACCUCCUGUUCUACGUGAAGCAGAGAAACUGUCAAGAUGACGUGGAAGUUAGAGACGAGCCAUGCUUCGGCCCACAAAAGAGUGUCAUUAUUGAAAAGGAGCCAAAACAACCCACUGUGGUCCCCGACACCAAAAAGUCCUGGUGGCGUAGGUUGUUCUGUCGUAAGAAGCAGCAGAGUCCUGUGGAAGAUGUGAAAGACGACGCACAGACUACAUCUACUGCCACAGAAAUAAGCAGUAUCAACACCAGCGAGGAGUCUCAGCAUGAAGAUGGUGUCCAGGAGGUUUCAUCCGCCCCUGAAACUUUAGCCUCAGCUGCAACUGAGGAUGAAGAAGAAGACAUGGAGUUGUUGUCUUCUUCUAUGUGUUUUUUUUCUUUAAUCAGCAGCAUCAACGCUGACGAGGAGUCCGAGGAAGGAGCUGGUGUUCAGGAGGCUGAAGAUGAAGAAGCAGCUAGUGCUAACCCCAGCAUCCAGUUUGAAGAUGGUGAAGCUGUGGAGAAGGCUUCAUCCACCGCUGUGAUUCUGGUCUCAACUGAGGAUGAAGACGUACCAGAAGACACAGAGUUGUUGUCUUCUGCCCCAGAAGAUAAGUAUAUGUCCUUUUGUUUUAUUAGCAGCAUCAACAAGGAGUCCGAGGAAGAAGCUGGUGUUCAGGAGGCUUCACCCACCGCUGAAGAUGAAGAAGCAACCAGUGCUAACACCACCAUUGAGCCUGAUCACGAUGAGCCUGUCGAGAAGGCUUCCAGUUGGCUUCACUGGCUGGUGCCUCGCCGUAAGAAACAGAAGGUGGAGACCGAACCUCCAUCUGAGACAGCAGAGAUGGACACAGAUUGCACUGAGGCCCAGCCAUUUGCCAUUCACAGCAAAAAACCCAACCCAAUAGGUCAGGGUGGGAGUAUAGAUGUUGAAACUCUCAACGCCGAUAUAUAUAGAAAAGUGUUCCUUCGGCAAAAUAAUUUGUUGCAGGAAAAAACCUCAGCCAGCACAGAAGUCAUUCCCAGAGAGGAGCUGGUCUGCCUCGGGUUCCCCAACCUGGCGCAGACCUGCUACAUGAACUCCACCCUGCAAGGCCUCCUGACGCUGAGACCUUUUGUUCACGACAUCAUCAAGCAGAAGAAGGUGUGGAUGUCUCACCCCGGAUCUAAAGUCCUCAGACGGUUUGUAGAUGUGGGACACAGCCACUUUAACAGCAACAAGAGAGAGGCAAAAAGUGUCCUGGCUGCUUUUAAAGAUGCUGUCGCUGAGUUUAACUCAGAGUUUAAGGACCAUCAGCAGAAAGAUGCCCAUGAGUUCCUCAGCUCCUUGUUGAAUCAGAUGAAGUCUCUGAACUUUGACCUGCAGGAAUCAGCAGUUAACAUGGGCUUCAAAUACACCUGCCCUGUUGAUGCUCACAUCACCUUCCAGAUGUUGAGCACCAGGACCUGCAAAGGAUGCGGUAAACAAUCCAUGAGGGAGGAGGACUACAUCAACCUGUCCCUAGACCUGGUGCAUGGCGGCUCAGUAAACCAGUGUCUAAAGGACUACCUUAAAUUGGACCAGUUGGAGUAUCGGUGUGAGUGUGGUGCAGAGCAGUCAACGCAGCGGCCAUCCUUCUUGACCCUGCCAAAUGUACUGAUCCUGCAGCUGAAGAGAUUCAGCUUCACCAAAACCUACGACCUGGUGAAGGUGCAGAGCCCGGUUGUUUUAUCAAGAGAGCUGCUGGUGAAUCCAGAAUCUAGCGUUGCCGAACAGACAACAACUCGCUACUCUCUGGUGAGCAUCGUCAGCCAUUUAGGAUCCACAGCCAACUCUGGACAUUAUAUUUGUGACGGAGCCUACAGACCGGGAGAUAAUAAAGACCGAUGGCUAACUUACAACGACAAACACGUCACCGAGACGACCGGCGCGUCUGUCUGCCACAAUCGCCAACAAACAGCCUACCUCCUGUUCUACGUGAAGCAGCAGUAGAAAAGAAUCAUCGUUGGAGGACCAAAAUUUCUUUCCAAAAUUUCUUUUUUUCUUUCUUCUGUUUCUUUCUUUCUUUCUUUCUUUCUUUCUUUCUUUCUUUCUUUCUUUGAGGUUUCUCCUCGUUUUUAUCACCUGUCAAAGGGUUUUUUGAGGAGUUUUUCCUGGUCCACGGGUUAAAGGACAGAAGGUGUUGUACUCUGCACAGUCUGGAAAAAAAACUUUCUUUCUUUCUUUCUUUCUUUCUUUCUUUCUGUCUUUCUUUCUUUCUUCUGUUUCUUUUUUUCUUUCUUCUGUUUCUUUCUUUCUUUCUUUGAGGUUUCUCCUCGUUUUUAUCACCCGUUAAAGGGUUUUUUGAGGAGUUUGUCCUGGUCCACUGUGACGGUCAAAGGACAGAAGGUGUUGUACUCUGCACAGUCUGGAAAAAAAGUUUCUUUCUUUCUUUCUUUCUUUCUUUUCGUCUCUUUCUUUCUUUCUUUCAUUCUUUCUUCUCUUUUUUUUUCUUUCUUUCUUUGAGGUUUCUCCUCUUUUUUACCACCCGUUAAAGGGUUUUUGAGGAGUUUUUCCUGGUCCACUGUGACGGUCAAAGGACAGAAGGUGUUGUACUCUACACAGUCUGGAAAAAAAACUUUCUUUCUUUCUUUCUUUCUUUUUUCUUUUCGUCUCUUUCUUUCUUUCAUUCUUUCUUCUCUUUCUUUCUUUCUUUGAGGUUUCUCCUCUUUUUUAUCACCCGUUAAAGGGUUUUUUGAGGAGUUUUUCCUGGUCCACUGUGACGGUCAAAGGACAGAAGGUGUUGUACUCUGCACAGUCUGGAAAAAAAGUUUCUUUCUUUCUUUCUUUCUUUCUUUCUUUCUUUCUUUCUUUCUUUCUUUUCGUCUCUUUCUUUCUUUCAUUCUUUCUUCUCUUUCUUUCUUUCUUUGAGGUUUCUCCUCUUUUUUACCACCCGUUAAAGGGUUUUUGAGGAGUUUUUCCUGGUCCACUGUGACGGUCAAAGGACAGAAGGUGUUGUACUCUACACAGUCGGGAAAAAAAACUUUCUUUCUUUUUU
Messenger RNA from Centropristis striata (black sea bass), 3744 nucleotides. Its product is annotated as ubiquitin carboxyl-terminal hydrolase 37-like. The transcript is spliced from 21 exons. Gene Ontology annotation, molecular function: cysteine-type deubiquitinase activity; cysteine-type endopeptidase activity. Gene Ontology annotation, biological process: protein deubiquitination; G1/S transition of mitotic cell cycle. NCBI's taxonomy places the organism in Eukaryota, Metazoa, Chordata, Actinopteri, Perciformes, Serranidae. The record is from RefSeq and is a predicted model, not a curated record. The coding region runs from base 147 to 2699 and encodes 850 amino acids. Gene Ontology annotation, cellular component: nucleus; cytosol.